Molecule: messenger RNA, 2038 nt
Organism: Chrysemys picta bellii (western painted turtle)
Lineage: Eukaryota; Metazoa; Chordata; Testudines; Emydidae
Gene: DCT
Product: dopachrome tautomerase
Biological process (GO): developmental pigmentation; positive regulation of neuroblast proliferation; ventricular zone neuroblast division
Cellular component (GO): melanosome
Molecular function (GO): oxidoreductase activity; dopachrome isomerase activity
Source: RefSeq, a predicted model, not a curated record
UAUAUAAAUCUUGGCAAGCACCAAAGAGCAAAGGACAUUCAUGGCAGUUAGAGUCAAGGAUUAAACAAAAAGCCAAAUGCCAACUUCAUAAGCAGUGAGGGAAAUUAUCUCAGUCUGCUGAGAAUCUGGGAAAAAGUGCGGUCCUCCUCUUGUCCAGAGGCGGUUCAUGAAACACCCUCACUCCUGUCAUUGAUUGCUGGAAGCCAAACCCGGCACAGAGCGUGGUCCCUGCAGCAAUGACCUCCCAGCUGCAGUGGGUGAGAUGGCUCUGCUCUGCUCUCCUGGGCUACCUGAGCUGCUGCUGCGCUCCGCAGGCUGAGGCACAGUUCCCCCGUGUCUGCAUGACAGUAGAGGCGCUGCUGGCCAAGCGCUGCUGCCCAGCCUUGGGGCAAGAGCCAGGCAAUGUGUGUGGCUCCCAGCAGGGCAGGGGAUCAUGCAGGGAGGUGCAGGUGGACACCAGGCCAUGGAGCGGCCCGUACACCCUCCGCAACGUGGAUGACCGGGAACGAUGGCCCCUGAAGUUCUUCAAUCAGAGCUGCCAGUGCACAGGAAACUUUGCUGGCUAUAACUGUGGUGACUGCAAGUUUGGCUGGACUGGCCCCAACUGCGAUGAAAGGAAGCCACUUCUUGUCCGGAAAAAUGUCCAUGCGUUGACUGCAGCGGAGAAAGAGCAGUUCUUAGAUGCUUUAGACCGUGCAAAGAAUACCACUCACCCAGACUAUGUGAUUGCUACACAGCACUGGCUGAGUCUCCUUGGGCCCAAUGGAACUGAACCACAAGUUACAAACUGCAGUAUUUAUAACUGCUUUGUGUGGCUUCAUUACUACUCAGUCAGGGACACCCUAUUAGGACCUGACCGCCCAUUCACCGCUAUAGAUUUCUCCCACCAAGGACCUGCCUUUGUUACUUGGCAUAGGUACCAUUUGCUGCUGCUGGAAAGAGAUCUCCAGAGACUGAUUGGCAAUGAAUCCUUUGCAUUGCCCUAUUGGAAUUUUGCCACAGGUAGAAAUGAGUGCGAUGUGUGCACAGAUCAGCUUUUUGGAGCAUCAAGACCAGAAGAUCCAAGCCUAAUAAGUCAGAAUUCAAGGUUCUCACGCUGGGCAAUAGUGUGCAAUAGCUUGGAUGAUUACAACCGUCUGGUUACACUGUGUAAUGGGACUAAUGAAGGGAUUCUACGGAGGAACCCACAAGGGAAGUCUGGCGAGCAGCUGCCAACCAUGGAAGAUAUCCAGAACUGCCUUUCACUUCAAGAGUUUGAUAAUCCUCCUUUUUUCCGGAAUUCUAAUUUCAGCUUCAGGAAUUCCCUGGAAGGGUUUGGUAAACCAGAUGGAACUUUUGUCUCCCCAGUGGUGAGCCUGCAUAACUUGGUUCACUCUUUCCUGAAUGGAACCAGCGCUUCCCCUCAUGCUGCAGCCAAUGAUCCAAUUUUUGUGGUCCUUCAUUCUUUUACGGAUGCCAUCUUUGAUGAGUGGAUGAAACAAUUUAACCCCUCUGACAAUGCUUGGCCUCUGGAGCUGGCCCCUAUUGGGCACAACAGGAUGUUCAACAUGGUCCCUUUCUUCCCUCCUGUGACCAACGCUCAACUCUUUCGAGCUGCAGAACAACUUGGCUACAGCUAUGCCAUUGACCUGCCAGAUUCACUUGAAGAAACACAUGCUUGGGCUAUUACGGUUGGAUCCACUAUUGGAGGAGCACUGAUAGCUUCAGUUGUACUAAUUAUGCUGCUUGCACUCUUUCAGCACAGAAGAAACAGAAAAGGUUUUGAACCACUGAUGAAUGCAAGAUUCAGCAAAAAAAAUUAUACAGAAGAGGCCUAGUGCUGUAGCAUUGCGUCAUCAGAUUUACCUGUAGGAAACUAACCUGAUUAGUUGUUCAACUCUUAGCCAAGUGCUGAACUAACAACUUGACCCACGUUCCUUUGCUAGACAGCUAGCUACAUUGUUCUCAUCUCAGUGGACCUGUACUUUUCCUGUCAUUUGGGAUCAUCAGUCUCAUGUCUUCAAACAUUUUGAAACAACAUACGAGAUACAUGUACAGC